Penicillium malachiteum is the source of this 927-nucleotide messenger RNA. RefSeq names its product spherulation-specific family 4 protein. Lineage: Eukaryota; Fungi; Ascomycota; Eurotiomycetes; Eurotiales; Aspergillaceae. The record is from RefSeq and is a predicted model, not a curated record. The coding region runs from base 1 to 927 and encodes 308 amino acids. The transcript has 3 exons.
AUGGAGUCCCUCAAACGCACUACAGAGGGUGCCUCUCCACCUUUGCGACGGAGAUUAAACCUGCGACGACCUUGGUGUAUUGCAUUGUUGGUUGCCGCAGCUAUAGUGGUCAUCCUAGCGAUCGUCAUUCCCUGUGCGAUCAUCCUACCGAAGAAACAUUCGCACUCUGGAAAGGCCUCCAAAGUAUUGUACCCCAUUUAUAUCUAUCCUGAAACAAACAGUACUUGGGAUCCCUUGUACAAAGCUAUUUCGACACAUCCUGAACUUGAUUUUGUGAUUAUUGUGAAUCCUUCAAGUGGACCAGGCUCCUCGCCCCCAAGCACCCAAUACCAAGUUGCAGUGAAUCGAUUGAGUUCGUACUCCAACGUGCAAAAAGUCGGAUACAUCCCAACCGAAUAUGCGACCCGAAAUAUUUCUGCAGUGCUAGACGAUGUGGCGACCUAUGCCAACUGGACCUCGGAAUCGACUAGUCUCUCAAUGGACGGGAUCUUCUUUGAUGAAAUCCCUUAUGACUGGAACUCCACUAAAUCCGAGUACCUGAUCCGCAUCAAUGAGGCGGUUAAAAACUCGAGCGGUAUCCAGUCCCCACAUUUGGUCAUCCACAAUCCAGGCACAAUACCAGAUUCUCGAUACGAUCAAAAUACUACCGACAUUACCGUGGUGUUUGAACAAUCCUACGACUAUUACGAGACUCAAGUGAAUGCCUUGGAGGCAUUGGGUACUAAGAACCGAACCGCGUACUCGUAUAUGCUUCACUCGGUUCCCACAAUGAGCAAUUCCAGUUUGAAAAACUUUGUCGAUGACAUUAGCCACCGGGCCGAAUAUCUCUUCGCGACCACGCUAAACUCAAGCUACUAUGAGCAGUUUGAUUCUCAUCUGGAACAAUUCUGCGACGUGGUUCCAACGAGCUCGAAGCAACAGGGAUAA